Messenger RNA from Lasiodiplodia theobromae, 882 nucleotides. RefSeq lists its product as uncharacterized. The transcript has a single exon. NCBI's taxonomy places the organism in Eukaryota, Fungi, Ascomycota, Dothideomycetes, Botryosphaeriales, Botryosphaeriaceae. The record is from RefSeq and is a predicted model, not a curated record. Gene Ontology annotation, biological process: DNA-templated transcription. Gene Ontology annotation, molecular function: DNA binding; zinc ion binding. The coding region runs from base 1 to 882 and encodes 293 amino acids.
AUGGAUGAAACCGAGUUCGUCAGCAGCGGCCCUCCAUGCACCGAACAAGAGUCUCUCCUGCGAAACUGGUACGACUCGGCUCUAUAUUUCUUAGACAAGGCAGACUUCAUGCAGAGAUCAACGAUAGCUGUCCCCCGGGCCAUCGCCAUCCUCGGCAUCGUUGCAACCAACAUUGGAGACACGCAUCGCCAUUCGAACUUAUGGGCGUGUGCCAUCCGUGUUGCCAAAGAGCUGAAUCUCGGCUCAGACCAAGAAAACCGCAACGAAUCCAUGGUGCAGCGCGAGUCUCGGAGACGACUCUGGUGGACGCUUGUCCUCUGCGAGUGGCUGCCAUGUCCUCCUCGGAUGCCUUGCAUCAGCGACGUUGAUUUUGACUGCGAGCUCCCCGCAGAUAUAGACGACGAGCAACUACAAGCGACAAACUUGGGCGGUCUGCGCUCAAUCAGGAAGGGUCCACGUCCGAUUCAGUAUCACAUAGCCAUGAGCAAAAUUGCAAUCAUCUUCUACCAACUUCAGUCGAAGAUGCGGCUGCGAAGAUGGGGCGCUGCCGAGAUUGCGCAGUUCAUCUUCUUUGCCGACGACCAGCUGGCCACACUCAUCGGCGAACUGCCCCAGCACCUUCAGAACGAUGAGUCUGAAACGCCAGCAACAUUGGAGCGAGACUCUGCCUACCCGUGGAUCCCCUGGCAGAAGAGGAGCCUCACCAUGGUUCUCUUGUACCACCGCAUUGCCAUCAACCGCAUUCUGCAGUCACACUGGCUUGAAGGUUCGACCAAUCAUUCUAGAGCGAGGUCUAUCUGCCUUCAAUCGGCAGUCGCCAUCAUAAGAUCUGCAUUGGCUGGUACUGAACCGCCUGACUUUUCCCGGAUGAGACCAUGGUAA